Messenger RNA from Psammomys obesus (fat sand rat), 938 nucleotides. It is a transcript of the gene Cdk2ap1, whose product is annotated as cyclin dependent kinase 2 associated protein 1. Lineage: Eukaryota; Metazoa; Chordata; Mammalia; Rodentia; Muridae. The record is from RefSeq and is a predicted model, not a curated record. Gene Ontology annotation, cellular component: cytoplasm; nucleus.
GAAACGUCCACUCACCUUCUACCAGCAUGGCGACCUCCUCUCAAUACCGUCAGCUGCUGAGUGACUAUGGGCCUCCAUCGCUAGGCUACACCCAGGGAACUGGAAAUAGCCAGGUGCCUCAGAGUAAAUAUGCAGAACUGCUGGCCAUCAUUGAGGAGUUGGGGAAAGAGAUCAGACCCACAUAUGCAGGGAGCAAGAGCGCCAUGGAGAGACUGAAACGAGGCAUCAUUCAUGCCCGAAGCCUGGUUCGGGAGUGCUUGGCUGAAACAGAACGUAAUGCCAGGUCCUAGCCUUGGCCAGUCUGAAGGCCCAUCUUGCUACUCCAUGGAGAUGCGAGGCGUUGUUCAAAAUGGCAGUAGUUCUACGGCGAUCAUUAAGCUCUGAACCCACACUCAAAAGAUUGGGAAGACAUUUUGCAGUUUCUGACCAUGUGCAUUUUAAGUAGUUAGGAAUGACUCGGCUCUUUUCUUUCCAAGCAUCUGAAAGACAUUUGUGAAGCCACUUCAGAGCAAGCUAUUGUUUGCCCCCCAAAUACCAGUGUCCCCUUUAAUUUCCCUCUGGAUACAUUUUCCAUCUGCAUCACCCCAGUUGACUUCCUUUCCAUGAGCUCACCUGCCUGAGGACUUGCGUGCACACCACAGCACCUUUGCUUGGUGGCUGGCCUGCCUGUGUACAGCGUAGACCCUGCUUCAGGGAGCUUCUCUGCUUAAGUAUCUGCAUGACUGAGUGCUUUGAAGUCAAUCUUAAGAAUGCACAGGUCAUAAACACAGAAGAGCAAUUACUCAACCUACCGCUCGCCCUGCAAAUGUCCAUCCUGAGACCGUAGAUCUCAGUUCCAUGUUUACUGUGAGCCGAUCACAACAUCUGGAAGAAAACGACUGAAACUGUUGCAUCUUUGUAUUUAUUACUUGAUGUAAUAAAGCUUAUUUUCAUUAACA